Molecule: messenger RNA, 2036 nt
Organism: Paraphaeosphaeria sporulosa
Lineage: Eukaryota; Fungi; Ascomycota; Dothideomycetes; Pleosporales; Didymosphaeriaceae
Exons: 1
Coding region: 202-1641 (479 amino acids)
Source: RefSeq, a predicted model, not a curated record
CGCCGACCGCCUGAUACCGAACUUUUUGCGAAGCGACCUGGGGUGUUUACGUCUCCAUCAACCGGAAGUAUUUUUAACUUGUUAGGAAGGAAAAAUUCAUCAGGUACACAAGCAGCACCGCUCUUAGGUGCACAACCUUUCCGGCAGCCCCAAGCUGGGAUCACAACCCCAGCCCCAAUUAAGUUUGAAUUCACAAAACACAUGGACGUGCUCAAUCAUUUUGGGGCGUUUGGGUUUGUUCCAAACCCAUUGCAGGCCACCGCCACACCGCCUGUGACUGAACCUGCACCUGACCAGCCCAAAACGACCAGUUGGAAUCCCGCCAACGCCAGUAAAGUCUUCAAAAAUCAGAGUUCAGCUCCCUCACUUGGAGCACCCCCAGCGAAUACCGACACAGAGCCGCCGAACAUUCAAGGGCCAGUUCACUCGGCUCUGCAGGACCAGCAACCCUCCGCCCCCCGGGACCAGCCCACCACCAGCGCAUCCGCAGUAGAUGGCCCUCCGGAACAAACAGGCCCAGUCUCUCCGGGCAGCUCCAUCAAUAACGACCCCUUGUUCACCGAGCACAUCAAUCAGAGCCCACAUUCUCCAAAUGUCAGCGGCUCCGACGCCGACUCCUCAAUGGAGAUCGAAGGUACGAACGCCGAACGCUCGAAAAAGUACGCAGGUUAUGAACCAUAUGUGUCAAGCGGAAGCGGCGAUGAUGACAUGCAGGUGGAUGAAAAGUCAGACAAUCAGGCAGAGCCCGGCAGCCAUCAAACACCGGGUGCUGAUACCUUCCAGGACCAGUUGGGCGGCUUCUCACCGUUACAACCACCAUCCGCUCCAGCACCUUUGGGCCCAACCUUACCCGUCUAUGAACCAGGUCGAUCCGAAUCCUGGAAGCAAGAGCAACCCGCAUCCCCAGGCUUUUCAGGCUUCUCGCACAGCGGCCGCCCCUUCAGGUAUGAUCCCUCUGGCCCGGAGCUCGAAGGCUUCGCCUCCCACCACAGACAACAGCAGGAGAGAGAAAACAACAACCAAAAAUUGGCAAACACCAACGUGGGUGGUGAGCCUCCCGACCAACCGAGUCCUAGCGGGGGCAGGUUCACCGGCAGCGGCAACAAGCCAGGUUGGGGCGGUGAACAGCCAGAGAGCAUAAAACACGCACCUAGGUCACCCGUACGAGAGUACAAUCCCAGCCCGGCCUAUAUGAAUGGUGAGGACGGCGAUGGGAGCAUCUACCCAGGUUUCCCCGGACGCCAAAGGAGGGGCAGCGGUGGUUUUGUUCCACCAUCCCCAUUCCUGAUGUCGGGCCGCGAUCAACAAAGACGGGGUGCUUUCAUUCCAUAUCCGGAGGAGGAUGAGCACGAACGUCCGCACAGGGGUCCGGAGAUUGGCGGGGGUAGAAGAGGAUCGAUGGACACGAUGGCCGGGGGAGAGACGCGGGAUGGUAGCGAAGGGCGGAUGGAGCUAGACGACAAGCCUGCACAAAUCCCGUUCGCACAGGGUCAGACGCAGGUGCCUGCGAAUAACCCAUUUGGACAGGGCCAGACGCAGGGCAUCGCAGUCAACCCGUUCACCGGACAGCCCCUGCGGCCCUUCGCUGGUAGUGCACCUAACCCAUUCCGACAACACACAACGCAGGCCCCCGACAACUGAUUUGCUUACCAACCCCAAACUCGCGCGAACACCACGAAUCAGGGUCCCGCGCACAAGCAGGGUCGGGCCUCGACCGGUCGGGCCUUGACAGGAAGUUGGCUGAAAGAACCGCCGGCUGAUGCGGCCCCCAACGACGACGGCGACGGUGAUGGCAUGGAAUUGGACUCCCCCGACGACGCGGAAACGACUGCAGACAUGCCCGGAGAGGAGGCGGAUGAACUGACAAAGCUGUUCAUCGAAGGCUUGGACCAGCUCGAAGAGAUCGACGAUGAUGAGGACGACCCCAGGCUCAACGACGGCUACGUUCAGCCGGAGAAGAAGGAAUAGGAGGAGAUGGAGCACGCUGGGGUAAAGUGGAAGGGGGCGUUGAAGGAGCCUGCUCCGGAGGAGGAUAG